UGUGGAAGUACAUAUCAAGGCAAUACAGGACCCUCAGUGCGUAUGAUAUUCUCCAAGCAAUAGCUGCCACAACUGCUUUGAAGACAGAGGUGCCCUGAAAAGAGACAGAGCCCAGCGAAGAAGCCCUUUCUCCUAAAAACCUUUCGCUCCAGUUCCUGACCUACCAGAACGCUCAGUACUAACGUCAUUGCAAGGUUUAAUUCUUCUGCCAUGAAAACUUUACUGAAAUCACAGAUUCUCAGAUCGUUCUGGAUACUUCGGCUGCAUCACCGAUGGUUCCACAGGCACAACAGGCUCCUUGGCUCUCCCAUUUUUGCUCAGUAUGAAGCUCAAAGCCAAGGAGAGCAGCAGCUACCUGAGUAUUUUAACUUUGCAAGUGACGUAUUGGAUAAAUGGUCACAGCUCGAGAAGGAUGGAAAAAGACCUUCCAACCCAGCACUAUGGUGGAUAAAUGGAAGAGGGGGAGAAGUAAGGUGGAGCUUUGAGGAAUUGGGAGUCCUGUCCAGGAAAGUGGCCAAUAUACUCUCCAACCAAUGUGGGCUAUGCAAAGGAGACAGAGUUUUGGUCAUCCUGCCCCGAAUCCCGGAAUGGUGGUUGGUGACCGUGGCUUGCAUAAGGACAGGAAUCAUCCUUAUCCCUGGAACAUCCCAGUUAACAGCAAAAGACAUUCAGUACAGACUUCAGGCAUCGAAGGCCAAGUGUAUCGUCACCACGGACGCUUUAGCCCCUGCAGUGGAUUCCAUUGCAGGCAGCUGCAACUUCCUGCAAACCAAACUGGUGGUAUCUGAAGGCAAGAGGGAUGGGUGGCUGAAUUUCAAUGAACUCUGCAAAGAGGCUCCCGACAGCCAUCCUUGCGUGAGAACAAAGAUCCAUGAUCCAAUGGUCAUUUACUUCACCAGUGGAACGACAGGAGCUCCAAAGAUGGCUGAGCAUUCCCAAGGGAGUCUUGGCUUCCGGCCCAUCGCCAACAAAAGAUACUGGCUGGAUUUGACCCCUGCCGACAUUAUGUGGUCCACUGCAGAUACAGGAUGGGUGGUGGCUUCUCUAGGAUCUGUUUUCGAACCAUGGGUUUUAGGUUCCUGCGUCUUCAUACAUAGCCUGCAGCAGAUAGAAUCCACAAUUAUCCUGAAUACUCUGUCCCGGUUUCCCAUCACCGCCCUCCUGGGUCCUCCAACCUUGUUCCGCAUGUUGGCACAGAGCGAUCUCACCAGUUAUAAGUUCAUGAGUCUGCAGUACUGCUUAAGUGGAGGGGAACCUCUGAAUCCUGAAGUGAUGGAGCAGUGGAAGAGCAUGACGGGACUGCACAUCUACGAUCUCUAUGGACAGACGGAAACGGGUGCGAUUUGUGCAGUUCAAAAAGGGAUGAAAAUUAAACCCGGUUCAAUGGGAAAGGCAUGUGCACCAUAUCAAAUUGAGAUCAUAGAUGAAGAAGCAAAUGUUCUGCCACCUGGGAAAGAAGGAGAAAUAGGCAUCAGAGUGAAGCCCCAACGACCCCUUGGUUUCUUCUCUCGCUAUGUAGAUAACCCAGAGAAAACAGCUGCAACAGAACGAGGGGAUUUUUACGUGACUGGGGACAGAGGACUGAAGGAUAAAGAUGGAUACUUUUGGUUUAUCGGGAGAGCUGACGAUAUCAUCAAUUCUUCAGGGUAUCGCAUUGGACCGUUUGAAAUAGAAAGCGCCCUUUUGGAACAUCCAGCGGUAGCAGAAGCCGCAGCUGUCAGCAGCCCAGACCCGCUCAGAGGAGAGGUGGUGAAGGCAUUUGUGGUCCUGUCCCCAGCUUACACACUCCAAGACAAGGCAAAAUUAACACUCCAGUUGCAGGAGCACGUCAAGAAAGUUACUGCUCCAUACAAAUAUCCAAGGAAGAUGGAGUUUGUCCAGGAGCUGCCCAAGACAAUCACAGGGAAAAUCAGACGGAACGAGUUAAGAAACAAAGAAUGGGGGCGAGUUUAGCACAAUGGGGGAGAUUGCACAACUACCGAGUUUUCUUGAACGCCGUGUACGUUAUUCAAGGCUUGUUGAUAUUGGGAUGACCUAACUCUUGGCUGGACUUUGAGCAUCCAGAUUAGAGGCUGUAGGGAUGAUAAACAAUGAAAGAAGGGCAAGUGGGCUGUACCAUUACUAUACAGAGGUAUCCAUGGACAUUAAAUAUCCCUUGUUAUGUGCCACCCGCUCUUCCACGCAGUGACAAGUCUGAGACAGCAACAUGAGAUUUAAGUGGAUGAAAGAGACGUCAGGAGAUUUUGAAAUAUUCGCUUUAUUUACAAUUUUUCAAGAAGAGCACAGUGGAAGCAAAUAGACAUCUACUGCAAGCAGCACAACCCCUAAGCCUGCACUAGAAUCCUGUAUAGCAGCUGCAUUCCAAGAAUGCUUCCAUUUAAGUCAGCUCCAACUUUAUAUUUUUCGAGGGGUGGGGCAUAUCUCUUUCCUGCUCUCUUUGACUCUAGCCUCUUCCAGCCUGCCACUAUUUUUGUUUGGGAUUCAACCACAUGCCAGCAAAUUCAGAUUGUGCAAUUAAAGUAAGAAUGAUUUUGUUUGCGCGUGCAAUGGUCAUUACAAAACAAAGGAAUAGUACAUAUGUCUACAACCACAAAUCAGUAGCAGUUAAAGUUGAUUCGGCACUCUUGUGUAACAAACCCACUUCUCCCCCACAACCAGACUUCUUACGACAAGUGAUGGGAAUAUGUGGGAUAAUGACACAAACCUCUAUUUCUCCUUCACAUCUGCAGGAUGGCCUUUGUAAUGGACCAGAUGAGAGCCAAUAAACUGAAGCUCAAUCCAGAUAAGGCAGAGGCAAUGUUAGUAGGUGGUUCCUUAGACUAGAUGGAGACUUCUUGCUCCUGGGGGUUUACACACCCUCUAAAGGAGCAGGUACAUAACUUGGGGGGUGCUCCUGGAUCCAUUGCUGUAGCUUCGGGCCCAAGUGGCCUCAGUGGUGGGGAGUACCUUCUGUCAGCUUUGGAUGGUGGUCCAUCUAAGCCCUUAU
This is a messenger RNA of Lacerta agilis (Sand lizard), 2986 nucleotides long. RefSeq names its product acyl-coenzyme A synthetase ACSM4, mitochondrial-like. NCBI's taxonomy places the organism in Eukaryota, Metazoa, Chordata, Lepidosauria, Squamata, Lacertidae. The transcript is spliced from 14 exons. The record is from RefSeq and is a predicted model, not a curated record. Gene Ontology annotation, cellular component: mitochondrial matrix. Gene Ontology annotation, biological process: acyl-CoA metabolic process; fatty acid biosynthetic process. Bases 211 to 1953 code for a protein of 580 amino acids. Gene Ontology annotation, molecular function: fatty acid ligase activity; fatty-acyl-CoA synthase activity.